UAACCCCAAAGUCGGAAUGACAAUUCAUUUUGGUGACUCCAAGAUUUUGUAGAAUCUUGUUUUGCAUCGUUUCGGUAUCAAUACUGAGUCUCUCGCAACAGAUUUUAAAUAAACCCUAUAAUGGCUACCACAUUAGAAGAUAAAUCUAUCUGGGAAGAUGGCGAGGAGGCGCUCAGUGAGGAAGUUCUCCGCAUGCCAACAGACGAAAUCAUCAGCCGUACAAGACUCCUGGACAAUGAGAUUAAAAUUAUGAAGAGUGAAGUUAUGAGGAUUUCACACGAGCUGCAGGCACAGAAUGACAAAAUAAAGGAGAAUACUGAGAAAAUUAAAGUGAACAAGACACUACCUUAUCUUGUAUCUAACGUCAUAGAGCUUCUGGACGUGGACCCUCAAGAAGAGGAGGAAGAUGGUGCUGUGGUGGACCUGGACUCACAGCGUAAAGGAAAGUGCGCGGUCAUCAAGACCUCCACCCGUCAGACAUACUUUUUACCAGUCAUUGGGCUUGUAGACGCUGAAAAGUUGAAACCAGGAGAUCUAGUUGGUGUGAACAAGGACUCGUACUUGAUAUUGGAGACGUUGCCCGCUGAGUAUGAUGCGAGGGUCAAGGCCAUGGAGGUUGAUGAGAGACCAACAGAACAGUACUCUGAUAUUGGUGGUUUAGAUAAACAGAUUCAGGAACUCAUUGAAGCUGUAGUCCUCCCAAUGACCCACAAGGAGAAGUUUGUAAACCUCGGUAUCCAUCCACCGAAAGGUGUGCUGCUGUAUGGUCCUCCUGGUACAGGCAAGACCUUGCUGGCGAGAGCUUGUGCUGCACAGACCAAGUCCACCUUCUUAAAACUGGCUGGACCCCAACUUGUGCAGAUGUUUAUUGGUGACGGUGCCAAACUGGUCCGUGACGCCUUCGCUCUAGCUAAAGAGAAGGCACCAGCAAUCAUCUUCAUUGAUGAGUUGGAUGCCAUCGGUACCAAGCGUUUUGACUCCGAGAAGGCCGGAGACAGGGAAGUACAGCGUACCAUGUUGGAGCUUCUCAACCAGCUUGAUGGAUUCAGUUCUACUGCUGAUAUUAAGGUAAUUGCAGCUACAAACAGAGUAGACAUUUUGGAUCCUGCCCUGCUCCGUUCUGGACGUCUGGACAGGAAGAUUGAGUUCCCUCAUCCCAAUGAAGAGGCGAGGGCGCGUAUCAUGCAGAUCCAUUCAAGGAAAAUGAAUGUCUGUCCCGACGUGAACUUCGAGGAGCUGUCCCGUUCCACGGACGAUUUCAACGGUGCCCAAUGCAAAGCCGUGUGCGUAGAGGCCGGUAUGAUCGCCCUCCGCCGCUCCGCCACCGCGGUCACGCAUGAAGACUUCAUGGACGCUAUCCUCGAAGUACAGGCCAAGAAGAAGGCCAACCUCAGCUACUAUGCUUAAAAACAACGUAUAUUGUGUAUUUUUAUGAGUUUCAUGCUUAAUUAUAAGUCUAUUGUAUAAUAAAAUUUAGAAAAUUA
Molecule: messenger RNA, 1484 nt
Organism: Helicoverpa zea (corn earworm)
Lineage: Eukaryota; Metazoa; Arthropoda; Insecta; Lepidoptera; Noctuidae
Gene: Rpt5
Product: 26S proteasome regulatory subunit 6A-B
Exons: 5
Coding region: 121-1407 (428 amino acids)
Biological process (GO): proteasome-mediated ubiquitin-dependent protein catabolic process
Cellular component (GO): proteasome regulatory particle, base subcomplex
Molecular function (GO): ATP binding; proteasome-activating activity; ATP hydrolysis activity
Source: RefSeq, a predicted model, not a curated record